Eleginops maclovinus (Patagonian blennie) is the source of this 3425-nucleotide messenger RNA. RefSeq names its product rac GTPase-activating protein 1-like. The record is from RefSeq and is a predicted model, not a curated record. Gene Ontology annotation, cellular component: spindle midzone; nucleus; midbody. Gene Ontology annotation, biological process: mitotic spindle midzone assembly; mitotic cytokinesis; Rho protein signal transduction. Gene Ontology annotation, molecular function: GTPase activator activity. Lineage: Eukaryota; Metazoa; Chordata; Actinopteri; Perciformes; Eleginopidae. The coding region runs from base 175 to 2076 and encodes 633 amino acids. The transcript is spliced from 17 exons.
ACCGGCGCUGAUUUUUGAACUCUUGAAGAUGUUAAAACUUUAUCAGACAGGUGUGGCUCUGCUGCUGGAGAGGGAAUAAACCAUCUAAACUCUUUUAACAUCGGACGUUUUAACCUUACAUGUCAGUCACACUCUCACAGAAACACGAUAGCACAGUAGCAGCAGAGCAACACGAUGGAGUCUGUGGUGAACCUGCACAACCAGUUCCAGAGUCUCAGAGCCCAGGUAGAAGGCCUGAAUGAGGGCAUUGAACCACAGUUCCUCCAGAUGGCAACAAACUUUGAGGAUUGCCGGAAGAAGUGGCAGCGGGCAGGCGACGAGCUGGUUUCCUGUAAGGAGGUGCUGGCUAAAGCAGAGACUGAAAGGGGAGCCCUGGAGGUCAAACUAAAGCAUGCCCGCAACCAGGUUGAUGUGGAGAUCCGCAGGCGGCAGAAAGCUGAGGCAGUUUAUGAGAAGCUGGAACGGCAGCUACAGCUGAUCCGGGAGCUGCUGAUAUCAGAAAACAGUGGUAACAGUGUCCACCUGAGUGAGGAGCAGCGCAGCGCCCUGGCCUUCCUCAGUACCCACUCCCAGGCAGCACAAGCUGCUAAAGCCAACCUCAACUCCAGUCGAAGGUUAACUACCAUCGACGAAUCAGCUUCUUUGCUGACAGACAUCAGCUAUGACCAAACGGACGACUCUCUGGACUGGGAUUCCUCUGCGAUGAAGACUGUGAGACUGAAGAAGCGCCAGAAACGACGUUCCUCCAGAAAACUCUGCGAGGUUCCCCCACAGGCAAUGAAGAAACCUCGCUCCUCUGGACGCACAUCAGAUAGGAUGAAUGAGUCUAUAGUGGCCAAAACCACUAUCACUGUGCCGGUAAAUGGUGGUGCCGUAGAAACGGUCUCUACCAUUGAAACUGUGCCUUACUGGACACGCAGCAGGAAGAGCGUUGCACCAGCUUGGGGUGACACGACCACUACCGACCAAUCUGAGACUGCCAGUGAGGCUCCCAGCACACCAGUCACAGACUACACAGCCAAGCUCCGAACCCCCAGAGCUAACAGAGGAGGAAAGAAGCACCAGUUCCUCGCAAAAACAGUGAUCAAGUCGGAGUUCUGUGUACCAUGUGGGAGAAGAACAAAGUUUGGGAAGAUGUACCUGCGCUGCCAGGAUUGUCGGGUUGUGACCCAUCCAGAGUGUCGCGACAGUUGCCCCCUGCCCUGUUGCCCCACAGCGGUCAGCACUCCCCUCAAGAACACAGAGUCCACCCUGGCUGACUUCGCUCCAGCCAGCUCCCCGAAGAUCCCAGCUUUGGUUAUCUACUGCAUUAAGGAGAUAGAACACAGAGGCCUACACGAGGUUGGCCUCUACAGACUCUCUGGCCAAGAGCGCCAGGUGAAAGAGCUGAAGGAGAAGCUGAUUAGAGGAAAGACUCUGCCUCCACUUCACAAAGUGGAGGACAUUAAUGUCAUCACAGGUGUCCUCAAAGACUUCCUCAGAAACCUCCCUGAGCCACUGCUCACCUUCCACCUCAACAAAGUCUUCAUGGAAGCAGCCGAAAUCCAGGAUGAUGGCAACAGUCUCGCCAUGCUGUAUCAGGCCAUCAGUGAGCUGCCACAACCCAACCGAGACACUCUGGCCUGCCUGAUGAUCCAUCUGCAGAAGGUCUCCGAGUGUACGGAUACCAAGAUGGAUGUGAACAACCUGGCCAGGGUGUUCGGCCCGACUCUUGUGGGUCAUGCUGUUCCCGAACCAGACCCAAUGACCAUCCUGCAUGACACAAGCAGACAACCAAGGGUUGUGGAGCGCUUGUUCUCUGUUCCAGCAGACUACUGGGGCCAGUUUGCUUAUCCUGAAUAUACAGACAUCGACAGUUCUCACCAAACUGGAACUCCAGACCACCACAAAGUCAGCAUAUUGGGACCAUUGACCACUCCAGAGCACCAGAUGAUGACCAAAACCCCGUCCUCCAGCUCGCUGUCCAAGCGCAUGAAGCAGACCCUCUCCAGCACCACCAUAUUUGGGAGCAAAAGCAAAGCGCCAGCUGCCUCUAACCGCCAGUGCAACUUCUUCGACUCUCCACAACUGAAGUAAUGGUGAAAGGUGGGGGAAAAAAAGAAAUCACCCAUAUCGUGCAUCUGGGAUACCUACUGCAAUAACGGAAUAUAGCCUAUGUUCACAUAAUCAUGUGGUAAAACUACUGUGUAAUUUUUAGCAUGUAAGAGUUUUUUUAAGACUUUCUAACCAGACAAGUUUGUUUUUAUAUCUUUGAUUACUGAUUAACCAAAACUGUGUUGACAUCUGUAUGAUUGUACAAGGUUUGAAGGCUUUGACCAAGCAACCGUUAUCAACAAUUCACGGAUCAUAUCUUUUGCUUUGUGUCUAACUCUUGGAUUUGGUUUUCAAAGCUAUGCAUUCACUUGUGUUCGGCCAUCUUUGAACCUGUGGUUGUAACCGCAGUGACGGGGGUGCUCGAGCACACGUGAAUCGAACAGUGGCAUUGGACAAAGAGGAAAGGAAUGUUAUUAUUGGCCAGUGUCUCUUUAUGUAUCGUCAUUCUCCUGGACCUGAUAUCCUUUUUUUUGUUUUCUUGAUUUUAACAUUUUGUUUUAUAUUUAUGUUGAUUGUGUCCUAUGACGUAAACCAAUCAUGGCAAUUUAUAUACUCAACUGCAAUCUCGACACUGAUGCAGAAUGGGAGUAUUGUUGCAUUUUGCAGUCUGUAACAAUCCGAGUAAAUGUGUUUCUACCUGGAAAUAUGCGCCACAAGAGGCUGCUAUUGCACCACUAUGAUAAGCAAGCCCUAACCAAUGAACUACUGUAUAUUAUGCACAAAAAGUCACUGACACUCGUUACAAUCAGCAGAUAAUUGGGAAAAACUGUGCAAUAUUAUUCCUGUGACGUAGAAGAGUUGAGUCAACAUUUGUUUUCUCACAAUACAGAUCUGAGAUUACAUCUGUGUGGUCAUCACAAACUUAAAUCUAGAGCUUCUUUAAUUUAUCAACUUCAAAACUAAUUUGCAUGCACAAUUUGUAUUUUAAUCAUUGUAGUUUUGCAGGAAGUGACACUUACUCUUUAGUUUCCUAGCAUGCUGUUCUCUCUUUCACCUUCUUAGAAGCUCCAGAUUUGAGCCUGAUGAUGACAUUAUUCAGUAUAGUUAUUUAGAAAGGGAAAUAUUUCUGUUGACUAUACCAGAUAUAAUCAUGUUUUGCCUUCAAAUUAAGACGUGUGCCUUGUUUGCAGCUGUAAGACUCCAGUAAUACUACAUGUUUUAUACACUCGUAUACUUUGAUUCCAUUAUACGGUGUCUCUAGUGUAAUGUUGCUUAACUAAUUCAGUAACUUUCACCAAAGAUUUUGUGCAAUGAAUGUUAAAUAUAUCUUAGGUCAAAUAAAAUCACACAAAUGUUCACAGCUGAGCUCAAAAUAAAACAUCAAAAGACUG